Messenger RNA from Astyanax mexicanus (Mexican tetra), 1113 nucleotides. RefSeq lists its product as uncharacterized. The transcript is spliced from 2 exons. The record is from RefSeq and is a predicted model, not a curated record. Lineage: Eukaryota; Metazoa; Chordata; Actinopteri; Characiformes; Acestrorhamphidae. The coding region runs from base 1 to 1113 and encodes 370 amino acids.
AUGGCAGAUGGCGAUGAGGACUUUUGGAACUAUGUAUCUGCCGCGUCUAGUUCGGAGGAUGAGGAUUACCCUUCGACGCGAGCCCGCUUGCCGCUUCCUCCGGGAUCUGUUCUGCACCCGGCUUUCCGAAGUCCACUCGAUCUCCUGGAUGAGGCAGCCCUCGCCCCAAACCGAUCUCCAGCAGCGCCGGUCCUCAAGACGCCGUCUUCUGUCUGCCCGCCUCCCAUGGCGCGCUCCGUUUCAGCGGCUCCUCAGCUAGCUUCAGCGACUAACCUGCUAGCUUUUCCUGCGGCUGCUGCUCCAGCCUUCUAUUCGGCGGCGCGGCUAACUCAGUUAGCAUCCCCUGCUACCACGACUCUCUCAUCUCCGGCUGCAACGGCGCUCACCUCUCCGAGGGCUGCAGAUCCAGCUUCCACGGCGGCCGCACAGCCGCGCUCUGACACAUCCCCUGCGCUGGACUCUACCGGCAGCUCCGCGCUUCCUACUCCAGACUCGUCCGGCAAAUCAGCUGAUCCAGUCCGGGUUUUCGAGUCACUCGUGGCAGCAGCAGCUCUCCGCUCCGCGGUUCCCUUGGCAACGGCACUACACUCCCCUGCUCGCACCACCCCGGAAUCUGCAUACACUGCGGUGAGUUCAGCUCAAGUCUCUGUGAUUUCUUCAGCAGCCCUCAUCUCCAUGCAAUCUCCUUCAGCCCAAGUCUCCAAGUCCGCUCCUGUGUCUGUGGCAGCGGUGCCCACCGCCUAUGUUCCUGUGCCAGCGGUGCCCACCGCUCCUGUGUCUGUGCCAGCGGUGCCCACCGCCAAUGUUCCUGUGCCAGCGGUACCCGCCACCGCCAGUGUUCCUGUGCCAGCGGUGCCCACCGCCAAUGUUCCUGUGCCAGUGGUGCCUAUCGCUCCAGCUCCGAUGCCAGCUUCACCCGCCGCCACGCCUGCCCAAGCUGCACCCGGGUCGUUUUGUGGGGGCCGGCAUCAUGGUGCUGUGGUUCAGGCCGGUCGCCUGCUGGAUUUCUCAAAAUUCAACAAGCUCUUUCACUCCUCGCGCAUGGAGUUUUCUUCUGAGAGCAUCUCCCAUGGCAACCGGGCUGGCAAAAGCUGGCAAACAUGCACAAGCUGA